AUGGGUGAGUAUGAAAAGGCACUUAUAUUUCAUCGAAAAGCAUUAGAUAUUCAAAAAAGUGUUAAAGGUAAUCCUUUGGAAUGUGCAACAACAUACAUAAAUUUAGGCGAAACUUACCGAGAAAUGAAAGAUUAUACAACAGCAUUGGUAUAUUUGAAAAAAGGAAUAGAAAUUCAUAAAAGUAAACUACCAAAAAAUCAUCCUGAUUUAGCGAUUAGCUAUCACAAAAUGGCAAAAUUACAUUUAGCUACGCAACAAUAUGAUAUGGCAAUGAAAAAUGUUCAACAAGCGAUAGAAAUUUCUCAAGAGAAAUUGCCUUUAAAAUCGUUCGCAUCUAUUGAAUUAUAA
Messenger RNA from Rotaria sp. Silwood2, 348 nucleotides. NCBI's taxonomy places the organism in Eukaryota, Metazoa, Rotifera, Eurotatoria, Philodinida, Philodinidae. The record is from the annotation of a GenBank genome assembly.